CUUUCAAUGAAUGUUGUGAAAAAAACAAAAAAAUUUACAGAAAAUUAAAUAAAAUUAAAUAAUCGGAAAAAUACAGAGAAAAAGAUGCUGUUAGAUGAUAAACAACAAAAAUAUAAACAAUUUGUGGAUAAAUUAUUGCAACGUUGCCAGGAAAUACAAACAGAAAAUGAAAGACAUGUUUUAAGAAUCAACACCAUCAAAAAACUUAUACGAAGACGUGUACGUGAUGUUGAGCUACUUAAAAGACGUUUAGAUCAACAUAACGACAAUUGGCGUGCCCUGCCCAUGGUGGCACCACAUCCUAAACGUAAAAUUGAACAGAAACGUGGUCCUAAGCCCAAAAAUAAAGAUUGUAAUGCUCAAGAUCAAAAGGAGAAAAAGGUUCGCAAACAGCGUGUUAAGAAAAAUGGUGAAGAUAAACCCAACAACAACAACAAUGCCAAUAAUACAUCAUUGGCCGAGGUGCAAGAUAUGCUGGAACAGACACGCUAUCAAGAAAGUCAGGCUCAACAGUUGUUAAUGAUGCAGCAGCGACAGUUGAAUUUGAAAAAUGAUCAGCUACUUUGAUUGCUAGUUAAUGUUAGAAUAUUUAAGGUUAAUAAAUUAAAUUAAGUAGAAUUUUAAGAAAUUGAUGUAAAAGUUAAUAGUAGAAAACUUUUACUUAAGAUAAGAUUUUCGUUAAUGUAGAACUAUUACUAAAAUAAACAAAAAAAGUUUUUCUAUAA
Messenger RNA from Lucilia cuprina (Australian sheep blowfly), 725 nucleotides. RefSeq lists its product as uncharacterized. Gene Ontology annotation, biological process: apoptotic process; apoptotic signaling pathway; positive regulation of apoptotic process. The coding region runs from base 85 to 567 and encodes 160 amino acids. The transcript is spliced from 2 exons. Gene Ontology annotation, cellular component: Ino80 complex. The record is from RefSeq and is a predicted model, not a curated record. NCBI's taxonomy places the organism in Eukaryota, Metazoa, Arthropoda, Insecta, Diptera, Calliphoridae. Gene Ontology annotation, molecular function: DNA binding.